This is a messenger RNA of Aspergillus eucalypticola CBS 122712, 1300 nucleotides long. RefSeq names its product nitronate monooxygenase. Bases 157 to 1212 code for a protein of 351 amino acids. The record is from RefSeq and is a predicted model, not a curated record. Gene Ontology annotation, molecular function: nitronate monooxygenase activity. The transcript has a single exon. Lineage: Eukaryota; Fungi; Ascomycota; Eurotiomycetes; Eurotiales; Aspergillaceae.
CCAUAAUCCCAUCCCAUCUCAUCUCAUCUCACGUCAUCUCAUCCCCUCCACUACUUUUAUCAUCAUCUUCUUCUUCUUCAUCCUCAUCAUCAAUCAUUUAAUGCAUCUAUAUCCAUCUAUAUCCCAAAAACAAUCACAGUCACAAUCACACACAAAAUGCCCCAACUCCAACACCUCGCACCCACCCUCUCGCGCCUCUACCCAUGGACCACCAGCCCUAUGAUCGUGAGUGCACCCAUGCGCGGCAUGUCAGGCCCCGCCCUAGCCGUGGCAGUAUCGCGGGCCGGGGGGCUGGGCUUCGUCAACAAUGCCAUCCAAGACGUAGCCGCAGAUCUAGAGCAAGCAUCAUCUUUAAUAUCCUCAUCUGCCCUCAAAACAACACCAUCUCCCCAUCUCCCCAUCGGCGUGGGCUUCCUCCUCUGGGCCGACGACCUCGACACUGCCGUCGACGCCAUCCAGAAAUACAAACCCUGUGCGGUAUGGCUUUACGCCCCACCUAACGGCCAAGCAGAUCUAGAUACCUGGUCCCGAGGGAUUCGUGCCGCGUCACCGGGAACUCAGAUCUGGAUCCAGAUCGGGACGUUGUCCGAGGCGAGGAGUAUCUUGAAAUCGGCAGAGAAACCCGAUGUGGUUGUCGUUCAGGGAGCAGAGGCAGGCGGUCAUGGGCGUGCUAAAGAUGCAAUGGGUUUGAUUUCGCUCUUACCGGAGGUGGCUGAUGCGAUGGCGGGGAGUCAGAUCCCGCUGUUUGCUGCGGGCGGGAUAGCUGAUGGACGGGGAGCAGCGGCGGCGCUGUGUCUUGGUGCGUCUGGGGUGGUCAUGGGGACGAGGUUCCUGGCCGCGAGCGAGACGAGAAUCGCGCGCGGGUAUCAGCAGGAGGUUGUGAGGGCGGAGGAUGGGGCUGUGGGGACUACGAAGACGUUGUUGUAUAAUCAUCUACGGGGGACGUUUGGGUGGCCCGAGGAGUAUAUGCCCAGGACGGUUAUUAAUCGGUCGUGGGUGGAGCAUCUGGCUGGGAAGGGAUUCGAGGAGUUGAAGGUGCUACAUGAUGAGGCGGCGAAGCAGGGGGAUCAGGCAUGGGGACCGGAGGGGAGGCUGGCGACGUAUGCGGGGGCGUCGAUUGGGUUGGUUCAUGAGGUUAAGGAUGCGGAGAGUAUUGUGAGGGAGGUGAGGGAGCAGGUGUUGGAGCGAUUCGCUUCCAUGGGGGGUCAGUAGUCUAGAUGUUGAGGUCAUCACCGUCUGAUUUCUUCAUUGUCUAUUCUGAUAUGCUGUUUGACAAUUCACGACCAUGAUGAACAAGGGA